Molecule: messenger RNA, 2308 nt
Organism: Equus caballus (horse)
Lineage: Eukaryota; Metazoa; Chordata; Mammalia; Perissodactyla; Equidae
Source: RefSeq, a predicted model, not a curated record
CAGUGACAUCGCAUUGAUAGCCUGAAACCCGCCAUGGGGGGAUUAUUUACACUACGGAAGUGGGAAAAUACCACAAUCCAGAGAUUUUCUUUUCCCUCAGAGGGCUGAUUGUUAACUAUUUACCAACACACCACUGUUUACACCAAGAUUUGAAGAGAAGUGAAAUCAGUAGAGACAGAGUAGUCAGAGAAGGAAGAGAUCAGACGAGAAGAGUACUGAGGGGACGAGGAAAGAAAGUGUCAGGAAAUCAGGAGUGUCACAUGCUGCAAUCAGGCCUAGGGAGAUGAGGACCAAAGACCAGGGCACUGUCACUGAGGGAGCUGAUGCAGAAGCUGGAUGGCAGAGAAGGUGGACGUGAGGGGUCAUCUAGGGGGUGGUUGGGAAAGCCAGGGACCCUGGUCAAGUCCCUGGACAUCAGUCUGGGGCCAUGUGACCCUAGGGGGCUCCCUGGCCAGGCCUGGUUUAAGGGACAGGAGCUGUAUCUUGAGAUCCUGUCUUCCAGGCUAUCUCUCCAUCCAAGGCCCAAAGUUUGUGAGAGGCUCAGAGCGGGGCUCCGUGACGGUGGAGUGUCGCUACAAACCACGAUGGGAGACCUACACGAAGUGGUGGUGUCAAGGAGCAAGCUGGGAAUCAUGCAAGAUCCUCCUUCAAACCACAGGGUCAGAGCAAGAAGUGAAGACAGACCGUAUGUCCAUCAGGGACAAUCAGAGCAACCACUCUCUCACCGUGACCAUGACGCAGCUCAGGCGAGACGACACUGACAUUUACUGGUGUGGGAUUGAGAGACUCGGACCUGACCUUGGGGUACAAAUUAAUGUGACCGUUGACCCAGAGGCAACCACACCAGCAAGCCUGCUAACAGCCAGCAACCAAACAGGAGUGUCCUCUGGCUCCUACAUCCGGACCCGCUACAUGCUCCUGGUCUUCGUGAAAGUGCCUGUCUUGCUCAUCUUGGUCGGUGCUGUCCUCUGGUUGAAGGGGCUGAAGUACAACAGGGACUGGCCAUCUACACGAACUUGUCCUCUGACCUUCUGACCAAGGACACAGCCCCUUAGACAGAGGGAUGGGAUGAACCUUCUGACCCUGGACCCUAUUUCCAGAGGACACACAGGAUGUGUAAGAAAUGCCUCUGAGUCCUCAGGAUGCAAGGGCUGAGGCUGGGGGCCCUGGAGGCUGGCCGAGCACCCUCCCGGCUCUGCACAGCUCAGGGACACAGCUCGGCGUCAUCGCCGCCUGGAGCACCAGCACCUUGUUCCUACUUCUCACGUAGCAAAAGCCCCACCCCACCCCGCCAGGGGUCGGAACUUAUGGUCAGGAGCUGUUGGGGUGCAGUCCAAGGGCAGACGGCCAUGUCCCCACUGCGGGAAGAACUCGGACACAGAGCCAGGGACACAGCGAGAAGCAGCAGGGAUGUGGGAGAGAGACUGAGAGAUGCAGCCCUGCCCAGUGCCUGGUUUGCUCCAGGCCGGAGACCAGCCCAGCCCACUCUGUGUCUCAGUUUCUGAUGUAUGAGAUUUUUCUUAAGCUAGUCAAGUUGGGUUGUGAUGGCUUGUGCCCAUGAGAACCCCAGCUGAUGCACACAGAGGGUGAUUCUGCAGUGAGUUCCCAGUUCUGGGGUCUGAGAGCUUGGACAUCCCCUCUGCCCAGGGAGGACACCGCUCUGAGUACAUGGACAGAGGAACGACCGGGAGCCUUCCUGGGCCCAGGCCCAGUGCUGGCCUCCCUCCUUCCUCCUCCUCCUCCUCAUCCAUCCUGGCUCCCUAGCUCCCUGCCCCACCCCACCCAGGGGCUGGGGCUUCCUGGGAGCUGUGACUUGGGAGUCUGGCCUGCGCCUCCCCUCAGCACCACUGCUCAGCUCUCCCAUGGGGCUGCUGGGCCUGGAAACUACCUCAAGAUUGGGGAGGGUGGGGUCACAAAGACAGUCUGAGGAAAUGAUGUCAUCUCUUUUAAAUAAUGUUGUUCAAAUAAGGUUAAUUAAAACUGUCUGGGGGGAAUAACGUUGCCUCUCUUAAACGCUGUUGUUUAAAUAAUCUUAAUAAUGAAAAACGUCUAAGGGAAAUGACGUCGUCUCUUUCAAGUGCCUCACCGACAGCGAUGAUGUCCUUGGAUGUCACUUUGGGCCACGUGAGUCAUGGCCCUCACACCAAAGGGGGCUUCGCUUCACCUCAGGAGAAACAGUCUCAUCUGAGAUGUGCCCCCCACUUGCAAACACACACAUACACACGUUUGGACUGUUUCCCUUUGGUUUCCCUCCUCAGUUUGAUUGAGGUAUAUUUCACAAAUAAAAACUGUGUACAUGUAAAAUGUA